UGAUGUGUACUGUACCUUGCAUGUGGAAGGCAGCAAAUGAAAAGCAUCAGGAAACCACACUGCACUAAAUACUCCCGACUCAGAGUGAUUAGCUCAAGGUCAUACUGCUGAGUCAUUUUAUAAGCAUGUUUCAAUUUUAAAACUUCAGGCCAAGAGAUCCCUGGAAUACUCACACCAAACCCUGGCAGUCAGUGAAACAUUAACAGUUCAUGGAGCUGCCUUUCACAAACCUAGAAGUUGCUUUCAUCUUGUUGGCUUUUGUCAUUUUCUCCUUGUUUUCCCUGGCUUCCAUCUACAGUGACCCUCGUGACCAUAAUGCAGCCAAGGAACACUGCUCACAGGAAGAAAAGAGGAAAAGGAAAAAAGUGGACAAGAGAAAAAAUCAUAUCCGGAAUUCAGAGUGCGUGGCGGAGAGAAGCCCCAAGAAGGACAACAUCAUCAAAGAAGUGAGGGCUUGACGCGCGACUUCGCCAUGACGCCCACUGAAGCCCUGAUAGUUCAAUUCUUUAUUAUGAAUAUAAUUAUGUGUGUAUGUAUUUGUGCUGGCUAUUAUUUGAUUUGAUCCCUGGAGGACGAAUUUAUUAUGUUGUCUGAUUUUGUGUUUACCUGUUUAGUUCAACAACCCGUUGUAAGAGCUACUGGCGACCCGAGUGACGAGCAUGUAAUAUAAUUCAGCUGUGCCUUCAACAAGGGAGGAUGUCAUGACCCAAUGAUUGUGCGUGCACUUCGGCACUGCAGAAUUAUUUCCCGCCACAUGGAGCUUUCUUUGCAUGGUGCAAUUCUCAGCUGCAGAGAGAAAACCCCGGUGCAAAGGAGUUCCCACCACCCGUAUGUAAAUUUGUUUCCCACUAUUGGCUGUUUCUAAAUUAUUCCCACGUGGCGGCUAGCGAUUGGCUUGCUAGCCGUACAAAAGGUUAGAGCAGUUUCCGCCCAAGUUGUAGAGGACUCCACAACCAUCUCGUGGGGACUCUGAGCACACGGCAGAGUAAUAGAAACUUUAUGUGUGUUUCAGAGGAGUUCGGUGGCCUGAUCAACCGCCAACCUCUUUCCGUCUCGUUCGUUAAAUUCUUAAGACGUAUCUACGGUUUUGCGCGCUCGUCAAGGGUAUCCAGAGCUCUGUCGUGUUUGUUUUUGCGGAGCCUAGCAAACUCCGCGAGUGUGUCUUUGGUGGAGCCUAGCAAACUCCACUUGUGUUUGUCUGUAACUGCAACUCAAGAAAGUUUUUCCUGCCUGCACUGCAACCACCUACGGUGUAAGUAAAAUAAUCUUUAAUUAACC
Molecule: messenger RNA, 1278 nt
Organism: Alligator mississippiensis (American alligator)
Lineage: Eukaryota; Metazoa; Chordata; Crocodylia; Alligatoridae
Gene: SMIM31
Product: small integral membrane protein 31
Exons: 4
Coding region: 210-458 (82 amino acids)
Source: RefSeq, a predicted model, not a curated record